Messenger RNA from Daldinia vernicosa, 2186 nucleotides. RefSeq names its product CDP-alcohol phosphatidyltransferase-domain-containing protein. Gene Ontology annotation, molecular function: CDP-diacylglycerol-inositol 3-phosphatidyltransferase activity. The transcript is spliced from 3 exons. Gene Ontology annotation, biological process: phosphatidylinositol biosynthetic process. The record is from RefSeq and is a predicted model, not a curated record. Gene Ontology annotation, cellular component: Golgi apparatus; membrane. NCBI's taxonomy places the organism in Eukaryota, Fungi, Ascomycota, Sordariomycetes, Xylariales, Hypoxylaceae. The coding region runs from base 622 to 1629 and encodes 335 amino acids.
GUUCAAACAUGUAAUGCUUGAAAUAGUCACACACUAGCAAUGUACCUCAUGUACUAUGAAGAGGGCGCCUGCAGCCUUAUCUCUUUUUAACAUUUGAUCUAAUCAUUUUUUUUAUUAAAGAAUUGCGGGUCUGACAGCCUCGACAAGCUUUUACACUUUCGCAAAUGUUGAGCCCUGGGCAGACCUGACAGCCUUGACAACUGGCAAAGUUUCUCGAAGUCCUUCCCGACUCAGCCGACUCAGCCGAAAGGGUCUACGUAAGUCGUAACUUAAUGUCUUCUUAUCACAUCAUCUCAUCACUCUUCUUCCUUUGGUAGUUAUUACUUGCUUGAUUAGUUCAACUCGACUUGUUUAUUCUUGUGACACCUAUCUUCUAUUUCGCCGUCGCAUCCCUUCCUUUAUUUGAUAAACUAAUUCCGGCCUCUUCUACGUUCUUUCGCGGGAGAGUUAUCAUUAUCAUCAUCAUCAUAUUCGUAUCACACCAUCCGAGCGUUACCUUAGCACGCCAGUGCGACUCAGCUGAGCGCCAAAGCCGACCACCCUUUCAGCUCCUGAAUAAAUACCGCGUCAUUUGCUUCCUUCUCUAUAUAUUUAUAUCGCACUUGGAGGGAAGCCACAAAUAUGUCUGAACGGCGAACCAGGCGGCAGGCCGCUUUGGCAGCAGCAGCGGCAGCAACACCAUCACCAUCACCAACUCCCGCGGCUGACGAAGCUAACGACACUCCUACCGACAUCAGUCAGCACGAAGCCACUACGAACGUCAAUGGCAAUAACGGCAACGCCAAUGUAUCGUUAGAUCCUAAGGUCGAUAACUAUCCGAAGGAAAAUAUCUUUCUGUUUUGGCCCAAUAUUAUAGGCUACUCUCGUAUCGUCCUAGCUAUCGCAUCCCUCUAUUACAUGCCCCUUCAUCCGCGGACAUGUUCUAUACUUUAUAGUAUCUCGUGCCUCCUCGACGCCCUCGACGGCUAUGCGGCCCGUUAUUUUGAGCAAUCGACCAAAUUCGGCGCUGUUCUGGAUAUGGUAACGGAUCGAUGCACUACCUCAUGCCUACUCGUUUUCCUGUCCUCCGCCUUCCCGCGAUGGGCAAUUGUAUUCCAAGGGUUGAUUACGAUAGACUUCGCGAGUCACUAUAUGCAUAUGUACGCUACAUUGGCUAUGGGUGGUUCGGAAACCAGCCACAAGAACGUGGACAAGUCACGAAGUUGGCUAUUGAAUCUUUACUAUACCAACAAGGUUGUUCUCUUCGUUUGCUGCGCCCUUAACGAAAUUUUCUUCAUCGCCUUAUAUCUACUAUCUUUCUCCUCGCCACUUUUGUCGCCACAGCUCCUCGAACCCCUGGGCGAUUCGAAAGUCGCUGCUAUUCAGACUGGGGCACAAGUUAAUAGUUCAGUUCUUCGACAGCUGUUCACUAACCCUUAUAGCGCUGGUGCCUUAGAGCUGGCUCGCGCAAAUAAGAUGGAUUCGACUUUCCCUUGGAUCCUUGCUGGAAUUAGCGCCCCGAUCAUGGCAUUAAAGCAAUUCCUAAAUAUCCUUCAGCUCGUCAAGGCAAGCAGGUGGCUAGCCGAAGGCGACGUAAAGUCGAGAAGAGCAGCUGGUUUGCCGAGGCAGAAGGGCGGGAAGCGUGCUUAAGGAAAGCAGAUAUAUUUUCUAAGCAAGAGGAUGAUGGAUCCGCCAUCAGAUAGUUGUGUAAAAUAGCACAAGCCUGAACACAUUGGAGCCAUGGCGGUAGUGUAUACGAGGUGUCCUAUUUCAUUAAAGGAGCGUUAGGCAUUAGGAAGCCGGUACGGUUCUUAUUCAACGGUUGCAUAGAAUCGGACAUGGAAAGCAUGGAAAGGGAUCUGACUUGAUAACCGGUUAUGUUGGUCGCAAGUCGAUUAAGGGGGGGCUAAACAGGGUAAAUUAGGUGCAUGUCCACAGGACACCGAGGGGUUCGUCUUCGUUGUAUAUAUGUAAUCCUAAUAAUGAGUUUUCAUUAAACUCAGACGUGUGGUAUAGAGAGCAAUCGAUAGGUACGACGUUUUAAACCUAUCGUUUUAUGAUGGGAAAAUAUAUAGAAGAGAGUUGAUAUUGCAUACCGAGCUGUGAUGCCUGUUCUGUUUCGCAUUGGCAUCCAUUAGUGAUCUAUCUAUUCGCGACAGCUUGCAUCAAUAGGGAUAACAGUAAGUAUCCACCUACUUCUUUUAUAA